AUUUCGCGCUGCGCCCUGAGAAGCUGUCAGAAGAUGCUGGGACAAAAACCGUCGGUUGACUUGACUGGUGUAUAGGUCAAACGCUUGUUUUUCAUGUAAGACUUUAUUAUAAGAAAUAACAAAUAGUCAAUCAAGCUGUGAAAAUCUAAAGGAAAAUGGCAGAGGCGGAAGUUGUACCUGAGGCUGAGGAAAAUUUGGUGGGGACCCAGCGUGCUGCUGCAGAAAUGGUGGACGAAGAAGACACCGAUGAAUUUUUUACGCCCAUAUCACCUGUUUCUUACUGGGGUCGUCUUUAUCCUGCCGAUUUCGUCAACGUAAAAUUUCAUGACCUUGUCGAGAAUGAGGUGACUGUAGGCAAACUGUCCAAAUGUGAUAUCACUAUCAGAUCCAAUGAAGUUCCUAGUAAAGUCCUUUCUGUUGUUAGUCGGCAGCACUUUACAAUCCGCAGAACUCAGGGAGUUGACAGAUUUGGUGCUAUUACCUGUAAAAUAGUUUUAGAAGAUCUGAGCAUGAAUGGAACUUAUGUAAAUGGUGAAAGGAUCGGAAAAGGAAAGAUGAAACAUCUUCCUGAUAACUGUGUUAUUGCCGUCGGCUGCCCUCAAAAUAGGAUUUUCUAUUUUAAAGAUGCAUCUGAUGGAUUAGUUGAUGACAAGCUGCCUCCAGCAAUUAAUAAAAAUUAUCAUACAAGUGUGCAACUAGGAUCAGGAGCAUAUGGAGUAGUUACCCUAGUAUUUUCUAAGGAAAGUGGAAGAGGAUAUGCCAUGAAGACAAUAAUUAAAAAUAGUAAUCCUGGUAAUAAAAAUAGAAAAGCAAAGAGUGAAGUAGCAACUUUAAAUAAUGAAAUCAAAAUUCUUAGAAAAGUAAACCAUCCUAAUGUAAUAAGACUAGUUCAUGACGAGGACUGGCAAAAUCAAAAAUAUUUAUUUAUUGAAUUGAUGAGAGGUAAUGACUUAUUUGCUCGCAUAAGUGACAGCAAAAGAUUAACUGAGAGGCAGUCAAAAUUAUAUUUUUAUCAAAUUGCGUCCGGUGUCAGAUACCUUCAUUCAAUUGGAAUUGUACACAGAGAUCUCAAGCCUGAAAAUGUAUUGCUUGCUACAGAGGAUGAGGACACUAUUGUGAAAAUUUCAGACUUUGGUCUCUCUAAGGUUGUAAAUUCAAUGACAUUCACCAAGAGCCUUUGUGGAACAAAAUUGUACGUUGCUCCUGAAGUUCUGGAGUCCCGGGGAUCCAAGAAAUAUACUGCUCAAGUUGAUGUUUGGUCAAUGGGAGUAAUUUUGUUUGUAUGCUUGUCAGGGCAAACUCCUUUCUGUAGUGAGAGGAAAGGUUUGUGCAUGGAAGAACAAAUUAAAAAAGGCAUGUAUACUAUGAAUGUGGACCACUGGGAGUGUGUUUCUUUGCAAGCCAAAAAACUUGUGCGGCAAAUGUUGACUACCAAUCCAGUUAAACGCAUAAACAUUUCUGCCCUCUUUGAAGAUCCAUGGCUUAAGGAUCAAGAAAUGUUAUCAAAGGUUCAACAGCUCAUUUCCGAUUACACUCUGCGAAGCCUUGGUAAGGAGAAUGAGCCAGUUUUACCUGUUGAGGAAGACGUGUCCCUAAGCCCUAAGCCAGCAAAAAUCACAUUGCGAUCGGCAACCUCUGAUUCAUCUCCACCAAGGAAGCGAAGGAGACUCAUUUAGUCUGUCCCUGUGAACUCUUUUACUUUGCAAUUUUUAUCACAAAUGCAACCUUAAUUUGACUUGGCUUGGCAAAGAAGAAUUUCUGUUCCUUUAAUUUUCUUGCCCAUAUCUUAAUUUUCUUUUGUUUUCUCAAAAUAUUAAGUUCUAUUAUUUUGAAUCUAUUAUGACAGGUUUUCUUUCUUGUACUGAUAUUUCAGUUUAUUUCUAUGUUUUAUUUCACCUGCAAAGUAAGGGCUUCCUCUUUCUAAUUUGUAUGUGAUGUUAGUUGUAAUGAUCAAUGAAACUAGUCAAACAGUUGACUGAAAAAAUAAAGCUUGUCGAGAUUGUUUUGAA
Molecule: messenger RNA, 2009 nt
Organism: Frankliniella occidentalis (western flower thrips)
Lineage: Eukaryota; Metazoa; Arthropoda; Insecta; Thysanoptera; Thripidae
Product: ovarian-specific serine/threonine-protein kinase Lok-like
Exons: 8
Coding region: 156-1676 (506 amino acids)
Biological process (GO): mitotic DNA damage checkpoint signaling; protein phosphorylation
Cellular component (GO): cytoplasm; nucleus
Molecular function (GO): protein serine/threonine kinase activity; protein binding; ATP binding
Source: RefSeq, a predicted model, not a curated record